Molecule: messenger RNA, 1286 nt
Organism: Asparagus officinalis (garden asparagus)
Lineage: Eukaryota; Viridiplantae; Streptophyta; Magnoliopsida; Asparagales; Asparagaceae
Product: triosephosphate isomerase, cytosolic-like
Exons: 9
Coding region: 110-961 (283 amino acids)
Biological process (GO): glyceraldehyde-3-phosphate biosynthetic process; glycerol catabolic process; gluconeogenesis
Cellular component (GO): cytosol
Molecular function (GO): triose-phosphate isomerase activity
Source: RefSeq, a predicted model, not a curated record
AACUAGUCCGUAGAGGCCCAACAUAGUCUGCGUUGUUAGACCCAAAAGGCGACCAACACAGAACGAGGCCUCCAGCGUCUUCUUCGCUUGAGAAAAAAAGGGAAAAAAAAUGGGCAGAAAAUUCUUCGUCGGCGGCAACUGGAAAUGCAAUGGGACCACGGAGGGAGUUAAGAAAAUCGUGACCAUCUUAAACGAGGCCGAGGUCCCUUCAGAGGAUGUUGUUGAGGUGGUAGUAAGCCCUCCAUUUUUGUUUCUUCCAUUGGUGAAAAGUCUGCUACGAUCUGAUUUCUCCGUUGCUGCACAAAAUUGUUGGGUAAGGAGAGGUGGAGCCUUCACUGGAGAAAUUAGUGCAGAGAUGCUUGUUAAUCUUGGAAUUCCUUGGGUCAUUUUGGGUCACUCUGAAAGAAGGCUUCUAUUAGGGGAAUCAAAUGAGUUUGUUGGAGACAAAGUUGCAUAUGCAAUUUCUCAAGGGUUGAAGGUGAUUGCUUGUGUUGGUGAGACUCUUGAGCAGCGAGAAUCAGGAUCAACUAUGGAGGUGGUCGCUACACAAAUGAAGGCAAUUGCUGAUAAACUAUCAGAUUGGACAAAUAUUGUCUUAGCUUAUGAGCCAGUUUGGGCUAUUGGCACGGGCAAAGUUGCAACCCCAGCACAGGCUCAGGAAGUGCAUGCUGGCCUAAGGAAGCUGCUUCAAACGAAUGUGAGCGCUGAAGUAGCUGCGUCAACUCGGAUCAUUUAUGGAGGAUCAGUAAAUGGAUCAAACUGCAAAGAACUGGCAGCAGAGCCUGAUAUUGAUGGAUUCCUCGUCGGUGGAGCUUCUUUAAAGAAGACCCGCUAUAAGUUAGCAGCAGUAGCAGUGAGAACCACAAUCAAUGAGGAGUGGACUUUGGGGGGGCGGUCAAAGACAGUUUGGAUUUGCUCAUGGGAGUUGACUUAUGGUAGGAGAAUAUUUGGUCAUUUAUGAGAAGCUGUCUGACUUUAAUCGCUGUGCUUGCUGCUCUGGAGGCUUGUAUUAUUUGUGUGGUGGAGAGCUGAAGUCAGAGUGGGUAUUUAAUAUUUGAUGCUGGAAAAAGACUUGAAAUUGGACUUGUAACCAGAAAACAAGAUUUGAGGCCGUCGCAUGCACGCUUUAAUUAAUAAUGGAUAAUAGUGGUUGGCAUAGUAAAUGAAUGUGGAUUCUCAACUACUUACAACUGACUUUUUUGUGAAAGGAAAUGAAACCAGCCGUCAAGCUCGGAGUUGCAAAAAAAAUUUGCGAGGUUGUGGUUGGAUUGCAAUUGACAAUUUAG